UGGAUAAUAAAUGUUCCAUCUAUCCUCUAUCUUUGGAUAAAAAUGAGAACGUGGCAGCUAAAAAGAAAUCUGUGGCCAUGCACACCAACUAUCUGUCUUCCUGCAGCUUCACCAACUCUGACAUGCAGAUUCUGACAUCAAGUGGUGAUGGGACAUGUGCGUUAUGGGAUGUUGAAAGUGGGCAGCUGCUGCAGAGUUUCCAUGGUCACUCAGCUGAUGUUCUUUCAUUGAACCUCGCACCCUCUGAAACAGGAAACACCUUUGUAUCAGGGGGCUGUGAUAAGAAGGCUAAUGUGUGGGACAUGCGCUCGGGACAGAAUGUUCAGUCCUUUGAAACGCAUGAGUCUGACAUCAACUGUGUGAAGUGAGUGACCCGCAGCCUGGCACUUUCUGAUAAUGCUCUUAAGCUAUGUUCACAUCACAGUUCUUUCCCUCACUGCAUAACAUUGUGAACAGCAAAAAUCACAUUGAAUCUGAUAUUUUUUAAUCUGAUCUUGGCCACUUUAUCAUGUGGAAAUAAAUCGGAGAAAUAUCAGACUUUGUUCACAAUCUGACUUCACUGUAAACAGUCGGGUUGGACGUGUUUUUAUUCCAAUCUAUCAACAUUUAUCAUAAUUGCUUAUUUGGCAUGAAAAAGCUAAAGGACAACAAA
Sinocyclocheilus rhinocerous is the source of this 652-nucleotide messenger RNA. RefSeq names its product guanine nucleotide-binding protein subunit beta-5-like. Gene Ontology annotation, molecular function: protein binding. Bases 78 to 368 code for a protein of 96 amino acids. The record is from RefSeq and is a predicted model, not a curated record. NCBI's taxonomy places the organism in Eukaryota, Metazoa, Chordata, Actinopteri, Cypriniformes, Cyprinidae. Gene Ontology annotation, biological process: signal transduction. The transcript is spliced from 3 exons.